This is a messenger RNA of Coturnix japonica (Japanese quail), 6465 nucleotides long. NCBI's taxonomy places the organism in Eukaryota, Metazoa, Chordata, Aves, Galliformes, Phasianidae. The record is from RefSeq and is a predicted model, not a curated record.
CUCCGGCGCCAUGGCCUCGAGCAGCGGCACCGACGUGAUCCAGGUGACCAACGUGUCCCCCAGCGCCAGCUCCGAGCAGAUGCGGACGCUCUUCGGCUUCCUCGGCAAGAUCGAGGAGCUGCGCCUCUUCCCCCCUGAUGAUUCUCCCUUGCCCGUGUCAUCACGUGUGUGUUUUGUAAAGUUCCACGAGCCCGACUCGGCGGUUGUGGCCCAGCACCUGACAAACACUGUGUUCGUUGACAGAGCCUUGAUAGUGGUUCCAUAUGCAGAAGGUUUGUGAAUUGUUUAAUGGUCUAUGCAGCCAGCAUAUGAUGACAUUUUAUUCCAAUGUAGUUCACAAAAAUGAGCAUUAGUAAGAUGUCAAACGUAUGACUAUUAACAUUUAAAAACCCUUGGUAUAUUGCAAUUGGCUCUUGGAUUAAGUACUGCUUUUAUUUAGUGAUGCUGAAUGAAAAUGGGAAGCUUACCUCUUACUGCUUUUGUGUUUCUUAAGUUUAGAAUAUUAGCAGUUUAGGCAGAGUUACUUGCAAAUUAUGCUCUUUAUUGAUGUCAGUGAGACAUUUUCUUAAAUGGAGCUCUGCAAACAGGUCAAUGCUGUAAGGAAAUUUUCCCUUAAGUAGCAUUUACAUCAUUCACGUGUGCAUGAAUCUCUUCAUGAGAAUGGUUUCUCCCUCCCUGAGAGCACACGGGAGAGUAGGUUAACGCCUCUUUGAUAUUCGCUGCCUUGCACUCAGUGGGGAGCUUCCCUGAAAAGCCAUUCAUUCACUCUCAUUGUGAACUCCAGUAUACCAAGGGUUUCAGUAGAUGUAAUUUGAAAGUGAGCUCUUCCAAGAGGUGCCAGAUGGGCACUGGUACUAGCAGUUAUUCCAAGUUUUCUUGUUCAGCCAUGCUUUAUUUUAAUAGAAUUUCACUAAAUAAUAAACUCUUCUCUCUGUUAUUUGUGUGUGUGAUUUUUGUAGUGGAGAAGGCAAAUGCAAAGCCCUUCCUGAUGACUGAAAAACAGUGGGUCCUCUGCAGCUACAGGGGAUUCUAGACAUUAACUAAAGGCCAGCAAGCACUCAAGUCCCCAAGUGUUUUCCUGGUGUAACCACUUGUUAACUACAUUUUCUCUUCUUCUUUUUAUUUUUACAUUUUAGGGUGUUACAGUAAUUUGAAAGGCAAUGAGCAGGGUUUUUGGAACUUAAAAACUGUGCUGAGAAGACACCUCUUCUUGCAGAAGUCUUAUUAAACUCUUCUAGACUUGCUUUAGAAGUAAUUGAUUUCCAUUGUACUGUUUUCUUGUACUGAUUUACUUCUGAAAUGAUGGGUUUUCCCAAAUGGCUUGAAUUAAGUACCACCCCUGCAGAUGAAGUCAUACUACAAUAACGAAUUUGGUGCGUGGUCUGGGUUCAGACCUUUUAUUAAGACAUUAUAAUGCUACAAGGAUGUCUUUGGAAGCCUGGGGAACUGUCUUAUCUUUGUAUUCCUGCAGUUUAAGAGAUAUGGAAACUUAAUUUCUGGAAGGUAGGAAUCUGCAGCGUGACCUUUGACUGGGACAUGCUGCUGUGGGGGGACUACAGAGCACGUUCAGAAAUGUGGAGUUACUGCUUCCCCUUUCCCUACUGCAGUUAUUACAGGGUAGUGGAAAGGCAUCUUAUUCUCCUCCUUAUAUUAAAGCAUGACAUAGUAACAGUCCAUCAGUCAAUACUGAAACAUUCUCCGAGGCCCAUGCUGACAGAUGUCAGUGUUUAGUUUUUCCAAUAAGGAUUAAAAGAAUAUUCUUUGUCAGUCUGACUUGUCCAUUCUGGAUAAAACUGGUGCAUAAAAACUCUGCCCAGUGGUUUCAGUUCAGAUUGUCUAAAGAUAAUGUUAAUGACAUCAUUGUAUUUUAAUGGGCCUGUUUAAGUCACAGAGUUCCUUAUGGGCUGUUUCUUAUGGUAUUACAGUGAUUCAGAGUGUGAACAGUUCUGUCAUAAUGAUGUGGCCUAUCCCCAGCCACGUGUUCAGCCAAUGAAGCUCUGCCCCUGGUCCCUGUAUGGGAGCAUCCUUACCUCUAAUUUCGUGCUGCCGGGGUCCCAAUUCAACAAGUUACUUAAGCACCGUACAGCGAGAUUCUUAAAACCGCAGUGAAUUUGUUCAUGUGCUUAAAGUCAGGCAGAUGCUUAAUUACUGUGCUGAACUGGGCCCUCACCUCUCUUGUUUUCUGCUGUGAUAAUUCUGUUUUAUUAUUGCCUGUCGCUAAAGUGAAUGUUUAUUAUCUGUCUAGCGCAAUAAUUAUCCCAUAUAUCACAAGUGCACUCCAGGUUUAGCACACACAGACACUUUGGUGUUGGCUGUUGCUUUGUGUUAUAGAGCUAUACACAAAGUCUACGGUAAGGUUUAGUAUUCAUUGUAAUUUUCACUGUGAUAUUCCUAGAUUUGGAAGGAGCUCUAAGAUUAAAGGUGGCUGGGGGGGUAUUUAGGUUCUUUGGUUAAUGUUUGUUUCUUUUGUCUGUUUCUUUUUCUUUCAUUUCUACAUAUUCAUACAGUAUUUCAUGGUUCUAACAAAGCAGCAGUAAAAAAAGCUCUUGAAGCAUGAAAAUUAACUGGUGAGGGGCCUCAUUGCUUUUUUCACUUGUAGUUUAUUUAUUUCUAAAUACCUUUUAAAGAAACGAGUAGAGCAUCAGAUGCAUGAUUUUUUUUAAUGAAUGCAGAUCUCCUGUGAGGUGUCUGGAGAUGAGUGAGGGUUUGCGUUUAGCUGCCGGAAAUGUCGUAGCUGCACUAAUUUGAAAUGUUUAGCUGUAAUUGAUAAAUAUCCUCUCAGACAUAAUUUUGCAUGCAAAAUUACCCCGUAAUCUCUCUGUAGGUAUGUUAAUAUAUUUAUGCGUUAAUGCCCUUUAUCUAAAUGACCUUUUUCCCCUCCUCUCCCUCCAUAACUUUUGGUAUCUAAAUUGAUGGCAGCUCAAUGACACGAGCGAGAUAACAGUGCUGUGUGUUGUACAUUUGUUUAUAUUAUCGGCACUUCUCAGUAUAGGUGGAAGGAACCAUUACCUUUAUUUAACAGUGGUUUUUCUUUUUUGUUGUUGUGUUUUACAGUUCUUUUCCCUGGUUCAGCCUGAACUAUAUACCAGGCCCUGCUGAAAAUACCACCCAACAGUUUUCUUCUGCAGCUUAUCCAGUUUCUCUUAAGUGCCCUGUACAUAUUGUAUGUUUUAUGAUGAGAUGCAGUUUCUUAAUACGUAUUGCAGAAACGCUACUGGUAUUUGCAAAUAUUUAGUAAAAUUGUUUUAUUGAACUCUCAUUUUGGGGGCUUGGGCACAUUAACAAAUUAAUCCAUCUGUAUAGGGCUUUUGCUGUUGGAUAGAAGUAAAAAACACCUACACAAGUACUUGUUUUGCGCUAGGACCCUUCAAAUUAUCUGUGCAGAGCAGGCAGUAAAUAAGACGCUUGUCUUAGUUGGCUGCAAGAUUUGGGGCCAGAAGUUUCUUCCGUAGCAGCAUUCUUGGUACAUAAGCAUGGCACAUAUCGGAACAUAAGCAUUUUACUGCACAGGUAAGGAAUGUGCCACGACGUACUGUACGUAUGCAGACACACACAGCUUGUAUUGGAAGACCUGCAGAGUCUGUCGUUUUUAUCUGACAAGUCAGCAAAAGCCCUACGCUUGAUUCAGCAAAAAAAUAUUUCCGUACCUUCUCUUUAAGUUUUACAAAUUUGCUAUGGUAGGUGUAAAAGAAAACAUAGUGAACUGUACCGUAUUAUUAACCCCUAAAUCAAACUUUUUUUGUCUUGUGUAUCUUGAUUUUUCUGUGUGCUUUGUAGUGAAGCAGCCGACACGAGUCGUUGUUCAUAAAACAGCUUUUGAAAGUUGAGAGCACACCCCUGGAGAACCGACUGUGCUUGCUUACGUUUGGUUCAUGACUUAAAAAUCGAGUACAGGUGAUGAAAUCUUGGCAGUGUUAACAAAACAGUAGUGUGUAUUGUGCUAUUUUUUUUUGCUCUAGAUACUUAACCAUUUGUAGAGAAAAAGGAACAGUCAAAUUUUCACGCAUUGAAGUUUCAUUCUGACAAAAAAAAAAUUAAUGAUAAAUAUUAAUAGCCAUCAAGCUUUGUAUUUUAGCAAACAUAAGUACUUUCAACAAACUCAGGUGGUGUAUCAGGGAGACAUUUUCUUGGGUGUAUUUGUGUAUUUUCUGCUUUAGAAAAAGAAUGCGUUCUAAUGCCAGGCUAUUUCUCUGCAGGAGUCAUUCCUGAUGAGACUAAGGCUUUGUCUCUCUUGGCACCAGCCAAUGCUGUGGCAGGUCUGCUGCCUGGAGGUGGACUCCUGCCUACUCCCAACCCACUUUCUCAGAUUGGUGCUGUUCCUUUAGCUGCUCUCGGAGCUCCUGCUCUCGAUCCUGCCCUUGCUGCUCUUGGGCUUCCUGGAGCAAACUUAAACUCUCAGUCUCUUGCAGCGGAUCAGCUACUCAAACUGAUGAGCACAGUGGAUCCAAAGCUGAACCACGUAGCUGCAGGUCUUGUUUCACCAAGCCUGAAAUCAGAUACCUCCAGUAAAGAAAUAGAAGAAGCUAUGAAAAGAGUACGAGAAGCACAGUCGUUAAUUUCUGCUGCUAUCGAGCCAGACAAAAAAGAUGAGAAAAGGCGGCAUUCACGGUCAAGAUCGCGCUCAAGGAGGAGGAGGACGCCUUCUUCAUCUAGACACAGACGGUCAAGGAGCAGAUCAAGGAGAAGGUCCCAUUCAAAAUCAAGAAGCAGGAGGCGAUCUAAAAGUCCAAGGCGAAGAAGAUCUCAUUCCAGAGAGAGAAGCAGAAGAUCCAGGAGCACAUCCAAAACCAGGGAUAAAAAGAAAGAAGAGAAAGAAAAGAAACGUUCUAAGACUCCCCCCAAAAGCUACAGCACAACGAGGCGAUCCAGGAGCACAAGCAGGGAAAGACGGCGUAGAAGAAGCAGGAGUGGAACACGGUCACCUAAAAAGCCCAGGUCACCUAAAAGGAAAAUGUCGCGGUCCCCAUCUCCCCGCAGGCAUAAAAAGGAGAAAAAGAAGGAUAAAGACAAAGAGAGAAGUAGGGACGAGAGGGAACGGUCGACCAGCAAGAAAAAGAAAAGCAAAGACAAAGAGAAGGACCGAGAACGGAAAUCUGAGAGUGAUAAAGACGUGAAACAGGUCACAAGGGAUUAUGAUGAAGAGGAGCAGGGAUACGACAGCGAGAAGGAGAAGAAGGAAGAAAAGAAAACGGCAGAUUCUUCUCCCAAAGUAAAGGAGUCUGCGGCUGAGAAGGGAAGUGGGGAAUCAGCGAGGGAGUCCAAAGUAAAUGGGGAUGAUCACCACGAAGAGGAUAUGGAUAUGAGCGACUGAGUGUUGCCUUUGCAGUGAACACGGCUGCAGACGUGCGUCAGUGUCAUUCCUGUGUGAUUCUUUUAUGCUGUACUCGUUAAUCCUAAAUCUAGAUGUAUACAGCUCCAAGCUAUACAUGGUUCGUAAGGCUCCUGAUACUAACUCACAUCAAAAGCUUUCUAGAAAGGUAACCAUCCUUGUUAUGGCCAAAAGGGAUUGCGUAGCCAAGCGAUUUUUACUAACUUGGUGAUGCUUCAAGCAAAAGUAAAAAGCUGCAUGCAUCUACAGCAGGCAUGGACUGUUUGUCGUCUGAUCUCCUGUAGUAAAUCAGCUCACUUAUGAUAGUGUUUCUAGACUUUGAUUCAUUGCAGUAAUAGAGCAGUAUAGGGAAUGCACUGACUGCAUGUUGAUUGUGGCAGAAACAUCCUAAAUGUUCUAAAAUCCUACAACGUACAGAGGAUCGACUUGAGGGUCUUAAGUGUGACUGCACAGAAAAAGCCAAGAAGAAAAGGGGCAGUUCAUCAACGCAGCAGCUUCUGGCAGUUCUCACAUGGGUCGGGUUCUUUGUCCUGAGCCACGUGGCCGGGCUUCUGUUCUGGGGGGUUUUGUUUUGUCUUUGGUUUCUGUUUCCCUGUUGUUUUCUUUCCCCGUGGGUUUUGUUCUGGCUUUGAUGAGGUUGUAAUGCGCUGCCCUUCUGGGGCUGCUUCCAUCCCUGGGUCUGCAUCCACCGCAGGCAGCAAAAAGGGACGAGCCCAAAUGGUUCCGAGCUUCCCUGCUGCAGCCUGGAGCCGCGAGUGACAGCAGCGCUCACAGUCGGGCCGUUCUGGUUGUUUGUGAGCUGAACUCGCGGGUAAGAGGUGGUGCAUUUUAAAACUGACCUUUGUAUGCUUUUAAAAGCGAGGCUACUUGAUAAUGUACUUUUUACUUGAUCUCGAGUUGUAUGAACUGAUUGGUGUCGGCUGUCGCUGCAGUGUAACCUCAUGCACAGUGAUCCCACGUUAUAUGCAAUGUAGGUAGGCGAGCAGUUUUGUUAGUUGCAAAGUUCCACGGCUUUUCCUUUGGUGCAGGUCAGAACGCAGAGGUGGCUCCGCUCUGUGCCAUUCGAUGUACAGUUUCUGAAAUUGUUUUACAGAACUUUGAUAAUAAAACCCUGAAACUCACCCUCCCGUUCCUGA